This is a messenger RNA of Phyllostomus discolor (pale spear-nosed bat), 2336 nucleotides long. It is a transcript of the gene P4HB, whose product is annotated as prolyl 4-hydroxylase subunit beta. Gene Ontology annotation, biological process: protein folding; response to endoplasmic reticulum stress. NCBI's taxonomy places the organism in Eukaryota, Metazoa, Chordata, Mammalia, Chiroptera, Phyllostomidae. The transcript has 11 exons. The record is from RefSeq and is a predicted model, not a curated record. Gene Ontology annotation, cellular component: external side of plasma membrane; endoplasmic reticulum. The coding region runs from base 77 to 1606 and encodes 509 amino acids. Gene Ontology annotation, molecular function: protein disulfide isomerase activity.
GGCGAGGCGAGCGGCGCGCGCUCUCGUGGCCUCGCUGUCCGGCGGCGCCAACUGAAGCGCCGCGCUCGCAGUCGACAUGCUGCGCCGCUCUCUGCUCUUCCUGGCCCUGGCCGUGCUGGCCCGCGCGGGCGCUGAGCCCGAGGAGGAGGACAAUGUCCUGGUGCUCCGCAAGAGCAACUUCGAGGAGGCGCUGGCGGCCCACAAGUACCUGCUGGUGGAGUUCUAUGCCCCCUGGUGCGGCCACUGCAAAGCCCUGGCCCCCGAGUACGCCAAAGCGGCCGGGAAGCUGAAGGCGGAGGGCUCGGAGAUCAGACUGGCGAAGGUCGACGCCACGGAGGAGUCCGACCUGGCCCAGCAGUACGGCGUCCGCGGCUACCCCACCAUCAAGUUCUUCAAGAACGGGGACACGGCCUCCCCCCGAGAGUACACAGCUGGCAGAGAAGCCGACGACAUCGUGAACUGGCUGAAGAAGCGCACGGGCCCCGCGGCCACCACGCUGCCGGAUGGGGCCGCCGCGGAGGCCUUGGUGGAGUCCAGCGAGGUGACGGUCAUCGGCUUCUUCAAGGACGUGGAGUCGGACGCCGCCAAGCAGUUCCUGCUGGCAGCGGAGGCUGUCGACGACAUCCCCUUCGGGAUCUCGUCCAGCAGCGACGUGUUCUCCAAGUACCAGCUGGCCAAGGACGGCGUCGCGCUCUUCAAGAAGUUCGACGAAGGCCGGAACGACUUCGAGGGAGAGGUCACCAAAGAGAAGCUGCUGGAUUUCAUCAAGCACAACCAGCUCCCGCUGGUCAUCGAGUUCACCGAGCAGACGGCCCCGAAGAUCUUUGGCGGCGAGAUCAAGACGCACAUCCUGCUGUUCCUGCCAAAGAGCGUGUCCGACUACGCGGGCAAGCUGAGCGACUUCAAGAAAGCCGCGGAGAACUUCAAGGGCAAGAUCCUGUUCAUCUUCAUCGACAGCGACCACGCCGACAACCAGCGCAUCCUGGAGUUCUUCGGCCUCAAGAAGGAGGAGUGCCCGGCCGUGCGCCUCAUCACCCUGGAGGAGGAGAUGACCAAGUACAAGCCCGAGUCCAACGAGCUGACCGCGGACAAGAUCACGGACUUCUGCCGCCGCUUCCUGGAGGGCAAGGUCAAGCCGCACCUGAUGAGCCAGGAGCUGCCUGAGGACUGGGACAAGCACCCCGUGAAGGUGCUGGUCGGGAAGAACUUCGAAGAGGUUGCGUUCGACGAGAAGAAGAACGUGUUUGUGGAGUUCUACGCCCCGUGGUGCGGCCACUGCAAGCAGCUGGCGCCCAUCUGGGACAAGCUGGGGGAGACGUACAAGGACCACGAGAACAUCGUCAUCGCCAAGAUGGACUCGACGGCCAACGAGGUGGAGGCCGUCAAAGUGCACAGCUUCCCCACGCUCAAGUUCUUCCCCGCCGGCGCGGACCGCACGGUCAUCGACUACAAUGGGGAGCGGACGCUCGAGGGCUUCAAGAAGUUCCUGGAGAGCGGCGGCCAGGACGGGGCCGGCGAUGACGACGACCUGGAAGACCUGGAGGAGGCAGAGGAGCCCGACCUGGAGGAGGACGAGGACCACAAAGCUGUGAAGGACGAGCUGUGAGGGCAGACCGAACGGGCGCCCCGCCCCUCGGGCGCCGCACCCCCCAGCUCCACCGCCGGCCGCGCCCCCCGGGAGGACGGAGCCCGCUCGGAAACACAGGGGACUCUCUGACGCGACACCUCGCCCUCACACUCACGUCCGCCAACGCCCGUCCCUCCCUCUGCUUCUCAGGCCCCGGGCGGGGCUGCCCCGGGCCUCGGCGCGGUGGGACGCCCGCGUGCCGUCUGGCCUGCAGCGGCCGGGACUCGCGGGCUCGCUCGGGCAGUGCCGCCUCCCCGUCCUCCUGGCACUUCGGCGAGAUCCCGCCUGGGGGUUUCUGGACAUUUCGGGGUAUCAGGGUGUCUGUGCGUCCCGCCUCGGCCGGGCCGCCCCGGGGACAGAUGUCCCCGAACGGAGAGGGACUGCACCAGCCGGACGGGCCCCUCCCACCUGUGCCAGUGUUGCCACGACCGUGUGUGGUUCCCACGCAGUCUGGUCGGCGCAGACCCCAGGCCCUCUGUCCCCGGGGCCCUGCCACAACACUGGGGCCGUGGCCGCCGGCUGGGCCCAGAUAGGGCCCCUCCCAUAGCCAGCUCCCGGCUGCCCCGCGCCCAGCAGAGCCCGGGCCCCCGCCUCCGGGCCGGGCAGCAGCCGGGGGUCUCGACCCUGCCGGCUGUCAGCAGCUCUGCGGGCAUCUCUCCCACACGACGAAUUGGGACACAUUGGCCAAAUAAAGUGGAAAUUCACUGCC